Messenger RNA from Sipha flava (yellow sugarcane aphid), 674 nucleotides. RefSeq lists its product as uncharacterized. Lineage: Eukaryota; Metazoa; Arthropoda; Insecta; Hemiptera; Aphididae. The record is from RefSeq and is a predicted model, not a curated record. The coding region runs from base 46 to 516 and encodes 156 amino acids. The transcript has a single exon.
GAUUUUCCAAAAUCUUUAAUUGAAUCAAUUGAACAACUCAAAAGUAUGCACAAUAAUGAUGUACUUAAAUUUAAAGGUGAACAAUUUAUUUUUGUACCCGAUAACAAAUUAUUCGUUUGUAUAACUACAGAACAAAAUCUAAGAUGUAUGAUUAAUUCAUCAGAUUUUUUUGCCGAUGGUACUUUUAAUUACGCGCCGAAACAUUAUAUUCAGCUCUAUACAUUUAAUUGUUUACAAAAUGGAUUUUAUAUACCCGUUGUUUAUUUUUUCUUGCCUGAUAAAUCUAAACAAACCUACAUUGACAUGUGGUUAUUUCUUCAAGAAUUAAGUGAAAAAUUAAUUUUCAAAAGACUUGUUAUUCAAAAGUUAUAUUUAGACUUUGAGAUAAGUGCUCAUGAAGCAUGUAGAGAGGUGUUCCCAAAUGUAGAAAUUCAAGCAUGUCGAUUUAAUUUAGGGCAGUGUUGGUGGCGAAAAGUAAAUAUGCUUAAAAUGUAUUAUUUCUUUAUAAAAUGGUAAUAUUCAACGUAUUAACUUUACAGAUAAAUUCUGAACAGCGACUCUGAACAGCAUAUACAAAUGACGACGAGUUAGGAAAAUGGUUAAAACUAUUUUUCGGGUUGCCAUUUCUAUCACCACAUGAAAUCGAAAAUGCAUUCAUCGAACUUGUAUCUAUA